AUGUCUAGCAACAGCAACUACGAACGAGAUAAGAUUUUCAAGUCAUGGUCCGGAAUUAGUGAGCUGGCUCUCAUUAAGGAGGUAGCCACAAAAGGUGAACAUAUAGACUUGUGCAUUUCAUAUUGGGCCAGGAAAAGAAAAAUGCCCAUCAACGAUUACGAGUUGUUUUUCCAUGACAUCGUUCAGACUUAUGUGGCACGCCUUCUAAAUGAACGACUGGUGUGCAAAGCAGAAAUAGUCCUUCGAAACGUGCAUCGGGACGUGAAGUGUUUCUAUUACCAAUUUGCAUGUGAAUGCAAUGAUUCGGAAUUGCGAGAAAUGCUUUUGGACCAUUUGCGAAAAAAGAACCCCGACAAAUUUGAGAGCGAUAUGCAGGACUUGCAAUUUCAUUGGAGCCUACUGGAAAAACUUAAGAAGUCCGAUGUAAUUAUGGCCGAUGUAAAGAAACACAUGAAGCGUAUAAAUUUGGAAUCCCUAAUGGCAUUAGACAGUGCGACAAAGCAACAUAUUAUGAUAUCGCUGUACUUUGAAACACGCAACGAAAAUUUGUUGCAGUACAUCAACAAGUUUGUCCUCUGGAAUUUCUUGAUAGAAACAGGUCAAACAGAGGAGAUAAUAUCAUGGUGCAAGUUGCAGAUACAGCCACAAGAAACGAUUUCGUUAAACUCAAAUCUUUCCGUCUUGGAAGAGAAAUAUACACAAUGGUCCAUUGAGGCAGAAAUGUACGAAUAUGCAGUUCGAUCCCUUGCCAAUAAAAAGGAUGAAGUUCUUCGUAACUUAUUUGCAUCGGCGGGAUAUUUUUUUCCUGAUGAGAGAAGCCAUGUGGAAACUGUAUUGCAACGUAUAUGUAUCAGCCACAGCAUUCACAAAAAUCGUGAUUGCAUCAGAUCAUUGCCAAUUGGUCAAUAUAUCUACGAGCGCGGGUUCUACCACCUUCUAUUGAAUGAAUUUGUUACAGUGCGACAACUUGAAGAAAUGUUUGAAAGUAUAAGCGAUAAUAGGGAUAUCCUUAGUCUUAUAAUUACAUUAAAAACAAAUAAGCUCGAAAAUCUCGAGGGAUUUAAAAAGAUUGUUUCCAGUACCACAAAAUAUCUGGAACAUAUUGAUUCAAACGAAUGCAAUAAAUGGACAUUGGCGACACUUUUUGAUUUUCUUACCAAUCAACCGUCUUUGGCAAAUUUACACUGUUCAAUAUCGUCGGGUAUUUUGAAAUCGUUGUCCUAUCUCAAAGUGGUUUUGCAUCAUGAAAAUAACAAUACGGCCGUAAAUCCGCAGAGUAUACCCACGAUCUAUGACCUAAUAAAAACAUUCAAAGGUAUCGAUGUGCAUCGUUUGUGCAAAGAUGCUAAUACGUUUAGCAAAAGUCGCAAUAGCGAUGUUGGGCCAGCGAAUAGAAACAACCAUCGUUUGAAUUUUGUUCACUAUAUUAAACAAUCGAGGAGCGCCUAUGCCCUCUACCUCAUGUUUGUAGAGCAACUUCAAAACUAUGCACAGAUAACUAAAACCCAUUUGCUCACAACGUGCGAAAGUGUUUACGAGUUGGCGUUACAGACACCCAUUGCCGAUUCGGAUGUCAUUAGCCAUUGCAUUGCGUUUUGUGAAAUGUUGGGCUUCGACACUCAGCAACUGAGAUGUGUUCUGAGACUUCGUCGGUGUUUGCAGCAUGCACACUAUCCGAACGUAUGUCCCGACAAGAAAGGCCUUGAUUCAGUAAUUUUUGAGGCUGAACGGUUGCUGUUGGAUAAAAUGUCCAUUGAAGAUGAUACAAACAUAUUUCCCCUUAUAGAAUACAACACAAUCAUGGCAUGCAAAGCCAUCUGUCCGAAUAGUACACCCAAAGAAAAUGGAUCUUUGAUAAUGCAAGGUUAUGCAACUCGCAACGACUAUUGGCACUUGUUGGUUUUAUUACACUAUUUUGAAAUACCUUUGGAGCAGAUCAAAUCGCUUGUGAAAUAUUUCAAGAUUCCCUCAAUGGGAGACCACUUUUUGAGGGCAUUAUCUUCAUUUACCAAUAACAGUUCUGAGGGCCACACCAUGAAGCGACGUUCGAGUGUAACAAAACGUCAGCUGCAAUCCAACAGGCAAAAAAAGUCUACUGGAGAUAGACGGGCGAUUAACACAUCUGUAGAGACAAUGACAUCUUCAAUGGCAUCCGGAAAUGAUCUUCCAGGUGCUGGGAGUGGUUCGAUGUGCCAAAAUAAAAAUAUAUUUGCUGAUUGUACCAAUGGUAGCCCCGACAUAUUCGCUUUGAUUUUGUUGAAUUUGAACUCUUGCUAUCCCUGUACAGAACCGGUCCUGGAUGUGUCUACAUUUCUACAACACUUGCAAAGUAGCAACGCCGAUGGCAAGGACUCUGCCUCAGCUAUUGUCAACUUUCUAAGAACCGCAGUAGAACAACGAUUGCCUAUAAUGGCUGUAUUGGCCGCCUCUAUAGUUUCUGGUGACACCAAUGGGGCACACGUGGAAUGGUGUUGGUUAGUGUGGUUGGCAGUCACAACAGAUCAAUGGAGCCAUCUCCAACGGUUGGCCAAUAGCGUACAGGAAUUUCCCUGGAAUCUCAUGGACCAUUUGGUUUCUCAAAAUCAGAUUACGGCAAUUGUCCGAAGCUUUGAAAUUUUUCUUCCGGAUAAUGGACUGAUUCAUCUAUUUCGAUUCCUGCAACUAUCGACCCAAAAUGAAUUCGGUGAAGUAAACGUCCAUGAGCUGCGUUUGUAUUGUUUGGCAUGGAGUAAUGAAGAAAUUCGUUUGCCACUAAAUUUCCGACCUCAACGUGAAAAGCUGAUGAAACGCACAAUACGUCUGCUAUUGUUGCACACCCAGAGUAACUUUGAAUCCGCUGUCGAUCAGCUUAAAUUUCUCAGCUGUGUAUGCAAGUCGGGUCUGAGUGAUAUUACCGGACAACUGGACUUUUGUCUGUUAAAACAAUUCUGUGAUAUUCUAAUGACUGCCAAUGGUUCGAUGACUCAACGUUUUCCUUUGAAUUUCAUCCAGUUGCUACACGGCGAACAAGCUGAUGCCAAGGAAUAUGAGCGAAUUUUGAACUGUGUAUUAGCGGCGAGAGAGUAUGAUAUUGCCGUACGUCUAGCUUCGUUACUGCACAAGCCCAUCAGUGACAUAAUCUAUAGUAAAUGGGUGUCUUCCUUGGAGUCCCAGUUGGAAGUCCCGCCAUCGGGUAAAUUCGAUAAUUAUAUAUUUCCAUUUGAGCAAUACGAAAACGAAGUAGCGGCCCAUUCUCUACCACCAGAAACGUUAGUGAACUUCUUGCUUUAUGCCUCAGCCCAUUUGCCAGAUCACGCUUACAAAUCGCGCUACACGGUUUUGCAAAAGGCCUUAAACGUCAUUAAACAUCACCAUCUAUUUCCGAACGAGUCAUUCGACCGCGAUCAAAUAGAAUACGAUAUGAUUGUGAACUAUCUGUUGCUGGACGAGGUGGAAAUCGCUGAAUUGAGAUUAUAUCACUCUGAGUAUUACGAAGAGAUCAUGCUUUCCGAAAGAAGGGUUCUCUACAAAACGUUUUUGGAACUGAAAGAAUUAGCCGGAAUCGAGGAUUUAAAUAUAAGUAAUAAGAUCGAAUUGAACGAUUUGCAGACCAAACGGUUGGAAUCAUUGUUGCACCGCUUACUGGAUGAGGGUGAUAUUGUGGAGGCCUUACGCCUGCAGGAAUUGUUCGAUAUAAGGCCGUUGGAUUUGCGCUUUAUAGUGUUCUGCAUGGCAUUGGCUGAAUCCAUGUCGACGGUUUAUUGUAUGUCGGCCGAUGAGCGCCAGUUGCUGAGUGUUGUUGAGCGGUCGUCCUUUUCCAAAUUCACCAAGAGAACGUUGUGCUCUGCACCAGGAUUAGGAGGAACUGGCGGCAGUGCUGGUGCCUAUCUUUCCGAUAGUUGUUCGACGCUGGAGUUCGAAGAAAUUCCAUCGAAGGAGAAACAAGAAACACUGACAAUACUGCAGGGCAUUGCAUCCAAGUUAAAGUAUGGAGUGAAUCUGGCAAGGCGCAUCAUCAGCUGUUACCGAGCCGCCAUGUAUCUGGACAAGGAAUAUGUCGAUGUUUUACGCACCAAAGAUGUGCACAUUCUGCUGCAGAGUAUAGCCGAGGAGGGAUGCUUGCAUCGUCUCUUAGUGGUCAGCGACAUCCUAACAUCGACACAUAUGGAACCGAAGGAAAUAGCAGAACUCUUGGCAUUUGAAAUAACCACUGCCAUUGUAAGGCCACGAUUCUAUAUAUUUAGUCCAGAUCAACAAGGUAAGACUUCAUUUCGCAAUGCCGAUCUCUGGGGUUACAAUAUCGAUCGUGAUCUACAUUUGUUUUUGGAACUAACCCCAGACCGUACACAACUUGGUGCUUGUCUAUUGGAAUACUGUGAUGCCUUAAAAGCCUAUCGUAAAUAUCAGGACAACAAACCCUACAAUUCCAAUAUCUAUUUUGAUCGUCUGGCGGAAAUUAUUGCUCGCUACGGGCUGCCAAACAACUGCGGUAAUGCCAAUAGCAUCAAUGCAUCGGAGAUUACAUCGACUAUCUCGAAUCAACCCCAUCCGCCUCAAGUCCUUUCGCAUAAAAAACAAAAUAUUAUUUACGUGGAACUCCUGAUCAAAGCUCAUCAAGCCUUCGUACACGAAUGCUCCAUGGAGGGAAUCGCAAAUGUGCUGAAUCGUGCCAAAGCCUUAAAUAACAUUCUGGCCCAAGCGAAAUCCUGGUCGCUGAUAGUGCGUAUGUUGACCGGCAUCGGUCGUUAUCGGGAAAUGUAUUUCUGUUUCGAUACACUGAUCGAAAACGAGCAGUUUGAAUCGUUGCUCGGCCAAUUUGACGAAGAAAAGACAAUUGGUUUACGGCAAGCCAUUUUAUCAUAUCUACGGGAAUAUUGUUCCCCACAGCAGGGGAAGGAACUGUUCAAGUUAGCUGCUUUGCACUUUCUGAUGUACAAGGAUCUGGCUGAAUUGUGGGAUCAAGACGCUGAAGAAAUUCAAAUGAAUGUCGAUAAUACAGCAAGCUUAUCGGAUGAUGGCGAUAUAAAGAAACUGCGUUGUUCGCCUGAACUGAUCGCUCAACUCAAUAAGUCGCUCGAAUAUUAUGUGCAUGCAGCUGAAAACUAUCUGCAGGAUAAUAAAUUAUUGUUGGCCCAAAAGAGUGCUGCCAAAGCUGAAUUGACUGCGAUGCAAAUCGAUUUGGUCAAUAAGGGUAUGGAAAAACCGGCAACAUCUUCGGGAAAUUAUUUGUGCCCAUGUGUUAUUCAGCUGAAGUCUCGACAAGAAUUUAAAAAUUUAGUCAACGACACAUUAAGUGUUUCACAAUCCUUAAUACUUAGCCGUGCCUAUGGUUACGAUAUCAACUGGUCGGAGGCACUUCUAUCGCAAUACAUAAUACAAGCAAAUAAAUCGUAUUUUAGUGAUUUUCUACAACAAAUUGAUAUCACGGACGAUAUUAUAGAGAAUGUCAUUAAGGGAUUCCAAGUUUACGGCAAACAGAAUCGAAUAACUAAGCAAAUGGAUGAGAAUAUAGCGCAAUUGAUUGAGAUGGCUUCAUCAAUUACAAUUAAAUAUAAAUUGGCAUCGUUGCUCACCCUUAAAUCCACCAUACUAUCCUUAAUAAAUAGUGAGAGUAUACACUUUUUAAGGGACAUGAAAUUUGGUCGUCGAGAGGAACACCGCAAUACUUGA
Messenger RNA from Musca vetustissima, 5649 nucleotides. RefSeq lists its product as uncharacterized. Gene Ontology annotation, biological process: synaptic vesicle transport; axon extension; axo-dendritic transport. NCBI's taxonomy places the organism in Eukaryota, Metazoa, Arthropoda, Insecta, Diptera, Muscidae. Gene Ontology annotation, cellular component: synapse; axon; cytoplasm. The record is from RefSeq and is a predicted model, not a curated record. Bases 1 to 5649 code for a protein of 1882 amino acids. The transcript is spliced from 4 exons.